UCACUAGUUUCUUUAAGCUCUGGAGGCUGCAUUGCUGGGUGAGACUCAGGUGGGCAUCGCCUCCGGUUCAGGAAUGACCACUUCCCAAGGUGCGGGCACAAUAAGGAAUUCUCCAUGCUCCACUGUGGGAAGUCUUACAGCCCUUAGUUUCACUUAAGCUUUGUGUCACCUUCUGAAAAGUAAAAUCAGGAUCGAAACUCUUUCAUGGUUAGAGGGAUAACAGAACCUAUUUGUGACAUGACCCUGCUGGGCUCAGAAGAGACCAGAGCGGUUUCUGGGGGAAGCCUUGUAGCACACAAGUGCUUCAGUCUCCUCUCUUGAUUUGUUUUCGUGCAUUUUUAAUAAGAAAAAAGCCAUUUGUAAUGUAUGACUUAUGUGGGGUCCUGUCACCCUCUUGCUGUGUGGCAUGGGUGCCCCUCAUUGUACCCAGGGGCUGGCUUCUCCCUCUCCACCCUCCCUCUGGGAUAGCAGUAGUGUUAGGUUAAGAAGGACAAGGAGACAGAGCGAAUUCUAUGGGUGGACGUGACUCUAGUUGUUAGUUUGACUUUGUUCUUUCCAGAUGCACGGAAGCCUGGUUUCUUAGAGCUGUGUGGUUUUAUUUCUUGCUAAGGAGGUCAUUUCACAUGUCAUGGGUGGAUGGUCAAGCUAUGGCUGUAGUCCGCAAAAUUCUGGACCUGGUACAGAGCAAGGGCGAGGAAGUGUCUGAAUUCUUCCUCCACGUGCUCCAGCAACUCACAGAUGCUUACGUGGACCUCAGGCCUUGGCUGUCGGAGAUCGGCUUCUCCCCUUCCCCGCUCAUUCAGGGCAAAACUGUGCUCAACACCGACCCAGUGAGCAGGUACACCCAGCAGCUGCGGCACCACCUGGGCCGAGACUCCAAGUUCACGUUGUGCUAUGGCCAGAAGGAGGAGCUGCUGCUGGAGGAGACGUACACGGACACCAUCAUGGAGCUGGUCGACUUCAACAACGAGAGCCUGGGCAGGCUGGGCGGCCUGGCCUGCCUCCUGGACCACGCCACGGGCGUCCUGGACGAGCAGGGCGAGACGGUCUUCAUCUGCGGGGACGCUGGCGUGGGCAAGUCCAUGCUGCUGCAGCGGCUGCAGAGCCUCUGGGCUACCGGCCAGCUGGACGUGGGGGUCAAGUUCUUCUUCCACUUCCGCUGCCGCAUGUUCAGCUGCUUCAAGGAAAGCGACACGCUGUGUCUGCAGGACCUGCUCUUCAAGCACUACUGCUACCCAGAGCAGGACCCCGAUGAGGUGUUCUCCUUCCUGCUGCGCUUUCCGCACGUGGCCCUCUUCACCUUUGACGGCCUGGACGAGCUGCACUCGGACUUGGACCUGAGCCGCCUGCCCGACAGCUCCUGCCCCUGGGAGCCCGCGCACCCGCUGGUCCUGCUGGCCAACCUGCUCAGCGGGAAGCUGCUCAAGGGCGCCAGCAAGGUGCUCACGGCCCGCACGGGCGUCGAGGUCCCGCGCCGGCUCCUGCGGAAGAAGGUGCUCCUCCGGGGCUUCUCGCCCUGCCACCUGCGGACCUACGCCAGGAGGAUGUUCCCCGAGCGGGCGGUGCAGGACCGCCUGUUGAACCAGCUGGAGGCCAACCCCAACCUCUGCAGCCUGUGCGCCGUGCCCCUCUUCUGCUGGAUCAUCUUCCAGUGCUUCCGGCACUUCCACGCCGCCUUCGAAGGCUCGCCACAGCUGCCCGACUGCACGGUGACGCUGACCGACGUCUUCCUGCUGGUCACCGAGGUCCACCUCAACAGGAUGCAGCCCAGCAGCCUGGUGCAGCGGAACACACGCAGCCAGGCGGAGACCUUCCGCGCCGGCCGCGGCACCCUGUGCUCGCUGGGGCAGGUGGCCCACUGGGGCAUGGACAAGAGCCUCUUCGUCUUCAGCCAGGAGGAGGUGCAGGCCUCCGAGGUGCAGGAGGGGGACCUGCAGCUGGGCUUCCUGCGCGCCCUGCCGGAGCUGGGGCCCGGAGGGGACCGGCAGUCCUACGAGUUUUUCCACCUCACCCUCCAGGCCUUCUUCACAGCCUUCUUCCUCGUGGUGGACGACAAGGUGGGCACUCAGGAGCUGCUCAGGUUCUUCCGGGAGUGGGCGCCUCCCGGGGAGGCCGCGGCGGCGUCGGUGUCCUGCUCUCCUUUCCAGUGCCUGGGCGGCGGCGGCGGCCUGGCAGGGGAAGACCCUUUCAAGAACAAGGAUCAUUUCCAGUUCACCAACCUCUUCCUGUGCGGGCUGCUGUCCAAAGCCAAACAGAAACUCCUGCGGCACCUGGUGCCCGCGGCGGCCCUGAGGCGAAAGCGCAGGGCCCUGUGGGCGCACCUGUUCGCCAGCCUGCGGUCCUACCUGAAGAGCCUGCCCCGGGUCCAGAGCGAGCGCUUCAGCCAGGUGCAGGCCAUGCCCACCUUCAUCUGGAUGCUGCGCUGCAUCUACGAGACGCAGAGCCAGAAGGUGGGGCAGCUGGCGGCCAGGGGCAUCUGCGCCAACUACCUCAAGCUGACCUACUGCAACGCCUGCUCGGCCGACUGCAGCGCCCUCUCCUUCGUCUUGCACCACAUCCGCAACCGGCUCGCCCUCGACCUGGACAACAACAACCUCAACGACUACGGCGUGCGGGAACUGCAGCCCUGCUUCAGCCGCCUCACCGUCAUCAGACUCAGUGUAAACCAGAUCACUGACGACGGCGUAAAGGUGCUGUAUGAGGAGCUGACCAAGUACCGAAUCCUGACGUAUUUGGGUUUAUACAACAACCAGAUCACUGAUGUUGGAGCGAGGUACAUCUCCAAAAUCCUGGAUGAAUGCAAAGGCCUCACACACCUGAAACUGGGAAAAAACAAAAUAACGAGCGAAGGAGGGAAGUGCCUCGCCCUGGCUGUGAAGAACAGCAAAUCAAUCUUUGAGAUCGGGAUGUUGGGGCAAUCAACUCGGGGACGAAGGAGCAAAGGCCUUCGCAGAGGCCCUGAGGAACCACCCCAGCCUGACCAACCUGAGUCUUGCAUUCAACGGCAUCACCACCGAAGGAGGAAAGAGCCUGGCGAGGGCCCUGCAGCAGAAUGCGUGUCUGAAGAUAUUCUGGCUGACCAAAAAUGAACUCAACGAUGAAGUGGCAGAGAGUAUGGCAGAAAUGUUGAAAGUCAACCAGACGUUGAAACAUUUAUGGCUUAUCCAGAAUCAGAUCACGGCCAAGGGGCUCGCCCAGCUGGCGGAUGCGUUGCAGAGUAACACUGGCAUCAUGGAGAUUUG
Molecule: messenger RNA, 3242 nt
Organism: Lemur catta (Ring-tailed lemur)
Lineage: Eukaryota; Metazoa; Chordata; Mammalia; Primates; Lemuridae
Gene: NOD1
Product: nucleotide binding oligomerization domain containing 1
Exons: 10
Coding region: 624-3089 (821 amino acids)
Biological process (GO): regulation of apoptotic process
Molecular function (GO): protein binding
Source: RefSeq, a predicted model, not a curated record